Molecule: messenger RNA, 5732 nt
Organism: Rhopalosiphum maidis (corn leaf aphid)
Lineage: Eukaryota; Metazoa; Arthropoda; Insecta; Hemiptera; Aphididae
Gene: qin
Product: RING finger protein 17
Exons: 29
Molecular function (GO): zinc ion binding
Source: RefSeq, a predicted model, not a curated record
CGAACGGUGAACAUGCUUUUCAAACAAAAUUUAAUAUUUAUAAUAUUAUGAUAUUAUGUAGGUAUUCCUUGUUUACUCGUUCAGAAUGAUUUGAUUGAGUAAUUUUAGUAUCAAUUAUCCACUAAAUACCACUGUUUGGUCAUAGACCAUUGCUUUAAUAUUUAUCUGACACCAUGAAUCGUACUAAUAAGAUUCCUUGUUGUUCUCGAUGCAAUACAAAUUAUCAUAUUGGAGAUGUAAAUGGAUCCAAGGUUCCGAUGUUGUUAGCUUGUGGACAUGACAUGUGUAGAAGUUGCAUUAAGUCCAUGUACAGGAAGAACAAACAAGUUAUUUGUGAAUGUUGUCAAGCUAAUAGCAUGAUUAAAUGUGAUGACGAAUUAUCAAAUAUACCAAUACACUAUUUCUUAGUUGGUAAAGUUUGGUACUUUUUAUAUAACAGAAAAAUUAAAAUGUAUCAAGAUAUUUCUAAUUUAAUGAUGACAAAUUUACCUUCAGACUCUUUAAUCAAAACUAAAGAAAAUUGUCAAAUUUGUCAAAAAUAUGCAUCAUUAUUUUGUCUACAAUGUAAUGAGGUAUUUUGUGAAGAUUGUUUUCAAGAGAUUCAUAUGGAAAAUCAAAUAAUGUCACAACAUGAUAUAAAAAAAGUAGAUACCACACACCUAGAAUUUGUCCAAGCAUCUAAAUGUAAUAUUCAUUUGAAAUUAAUUGAUUUUAUUUGUAUUACAUGCAAAAAACAAAUGUGUUCAAAUUGUGCUAUUGAUAAUCACCGAAAUCAUGAUAUUCAAGAUUUGGAAAAAUAUAAUUUGAGCCAAGUGCAACGAUUAAAUGAACAUUUAUUAAAAGGAGACAUUUUACUUAAAAGGUUGAAACAUUACAGAGAUAAAUUUAAUGAAAAAGUGCAAAAACACCGAUGUCAUAAUUUGAAAAAAAAUAAGAGCUUUGAUCAAAAGAAACGACUUAUAUCAACGUACAUAUCUUCUGUAAUUGGUGCUCUACAGUGUUUAGAACAACAGUUAUUUAAUAUAAUGGAUCAAGCCGAACAGUCUUCCACCAACUCUAUGAUCCAAGUGAUCUGCCAAUUAAACAGUUUCAUAGAAAAACUGCAAACCAAAUUAAACAUUGUGGAUGUGCUGUUGAAGAACAAUCAGUAUUCGUCCGCUGCGAUGAUGGAUCACAUUGCCGACAUUGAAAGCAUGUUGGACACGACCUAUUACUUGGCGAAGAAAAAAAUAACUGAACCGGCGAUCCAGUUCAAUUUCGAUAUUUUUAAAACUAUUCAGCAGUGCGUGAUUUUCAAUAUCGAUAUAUCUGAUAGUUACGUACUGGAAUGUUCGCCCGACCUUUUGCCCGAAUACACCCUAAGCGCGAAAAUCGGAUUGAAUUCAGAUGACAAUAUGCUGGGCGAAAGACCGCCGUCGUCCGUUUCUAGCAUGUUUUCUAGCAGCAGCAAUUUUUCGGCCUUUUCCGGUGACUCCAACUCCGCUUCUGCUGACGCCAUCGCCAAUUCCGAUAAUGCUUUUGCUUCUAAUGAUUCCACUUUUACUUCCAUCAUCAACAGCCCGGCACAAUCACAAGCCAUCAAGGAGAUCGUGAAAACCGAGGUUGAGCCCGUGAUCGUGUCGCACGUCAACAGUCCGUCUGACUUCUUUUUGCAACUUGUCGCUAACAAAGCAGUGUUAAAUAUGGUUAACGAUGAACUGGACAAACACGUGAAAUCAGAACACGGUGCUGUACCGGUGGAUCACGUUGAAAUGGAUAACACUGUGUACGCUGUACAAACAUCAGCUGAUGAAUGGCACCGAGGUGUUGUUCUCCAUUCCUACAACGAAGAUGGUAACAAUUUGUUCAGAGUUCACUUUAUUGAUUAUGGUUUCAUGGAAAUCUUAACAGCCAACAGAAUUAGAAGUGUACCACCAAGUGUGGUUUCAAUACCAUCGUUAGCCUUUAAUUGUGCUUUAUACGAUUUGAAGCCAAAAUCAACAACUGGAUGGUCAAAUGAAGCAUACAUAUUAUUCAAUGAUUUAAUGUUAGCAAAAACUGGUUCAUAUUUUGUGUACCCUUUGGAAUUAAAAGGCGAACGUAUUGAAGUUGAUGUAGUUUGGAAUGAAAACCUUUAUCCACUAUCCAUACGUGAUGCUAUGUUUUUUUUGGGAUAUGGUUCUUAUGAGUAUUAUGUGAACAAAGCAUUGCAUGAACAACUUGUAAAAAUGAUAACAUUGUCAAAUAAUUUAAAACUGGAAGAAAAAAAAAGAUAUACUGUAGUCUUGUGUCAUGUCAUCUCACCGACAGAGUUUUAUAUGCGAAUAAAUGAUGAUACCGCUCAAUUAGAAGAAGUUAUGAAUACGCUGAAAACAAUAUACGUACCUACUGCAAAAAAUAAAUAUAAGAGCUAUUUAUUAUAUACGCCACAAAUUGGUAUGGCAGUCGCAGCUAGAUAUUCUAUUGACGGUCAUUGGUAUCGUGCAAAGAUAACAAGUUUGCCUGAAGUACGCUUAGUUACUGUUUUUUAUAUAGAUUUUGGAAAUUCAGAAACAUUGCCAUGGGAUGAGUUAAGAGUACUUGAUAAAGAACUCAUUAAAACACCACCACUUGCAAUAAAAGCAUCAUUGGCAGAUGUUUAUCCCGCUGUAGAUGGUGUAGAAUGCACUAAAUGGAGUGACAAUGCUUAUGCUGCAUUUUUAAAAUUUUCAAAAGUUAAUUAUGCUGAGGAUAACUUAAUAGCUUUCAUACAUGAAGUUGAUGGCGAUACACAUAAAAUCGUUUUAUAUAAUCAUACUUCAAGAACUGAGUUUUGCUUGAACAGUAAACUUGUAUCUCAAGGAUAUGCUACAACAAUGGAUCCUGGAUCAUGUGUAUUCAAGAAAACAAAUUCAAGAAAAAUAAAGCAACCAAUUUUACCUAAAAAUUCUAGAAAUAAAGAAGUUAUAUUACCAAACGAUGACCCUUUAUUGUUUGUUAAGCCAUGGUCAGUUACUGAAAAUGAAAACCAUGACUGGAAAAAUAAGAAGUUAAAGAAAUUUCCUGGUGUCCCAAUGUCAAUCUUGAAAGUUGUCAGUCCUGAUGAAAUAAUACUAAAAAAAGUGAAUUGUAAUACUGAGAAAUUGACUGAAAAUAUGAACACAAUUUAUGCUAAUAAAAAAAAAAAAAACACACAAAAAUUAGAUUGGAAAAUAAAUGAUUUAUGUGCAAUAUUUAUUAAUAAGUAUGGAAAUUGGUAUAGAGGAAAAGUUAAAAACAUAGAUAUAAUAAACAAAUGGUUACAGUAAGUUUACUUAUAUGACUUAAAUGAAACAAUUGACAAAAUAUCUAUCAAAACCUUACAUAUACUUGAAGAAAAUUGUGCUAAAGAAAAAUGUAGAAUUUUGCAUUGUGGUUUGAACAAUUUAGUUCCAUUAGGUGCUUUAGAUGGAAUUUGGCCUAAAUUUAGUUGUGAUCGUCUGAUUGAAGAAUUAAAAAAAUAUCCUGUAGUAUAUUUUUCAAGAAUGAAUGCAAAGACACACGAUAUUGCUUUAGGAGAUAUAUGGGUUAAAGAAAUAGCAAUGCCACGAGCUUUGGAACCAUUACGUGAACGUUGGAUAAAUAUGAACAGAUUUAUGAUAGAACAAGGUUUUGCUUUAAGUAAUAAACAAGAUAAAAUGGAUGGUGAAUAUUCAGACUCCCAAUCAGAAUCAGAAUUCAAUUACUCUAUUGUAUCUAAUGAAAAUGAUAAAUGUGUUAACUCUUGGCUGCCUCCUGCCCGUUUGGUUAAAUCUCAAUUUAAUGCUGUUGUGUCAUAUGUUGAUAUGGAGUGUCACAUCUACUUACAAAAUUUGGAUGAUGAAACUCCUCAAUUAUUACAACUUGUUUCAAGCGAAUUAAAUGAAUUGUUUUCUAAUAGCCAACCAGAACCAAUAAAUAUGAAAUGGAGUGAAGGACAAUCAGUUAUAGUUCAAUACCAUUUAGACAAUAUGUGGUACCGAGGAACAAUAUUAAAAAAAGAUGAAAAAGGAGAGUUUUCCGUACAGUUUUAUGAUUACGGCAAUGUCGAGACAUGUACGCACGAAAAACUCAGAUCAACCUUGUACAUGACCGACGUCCCCCAACUGUGCGUCAAGGGAUACUUCAGCACUAUUUUACCGAUAACGAAAAGCAGGAAAUGGCCGAUAUCGUCACUCGAUUUUAUACACAGUAUGAUUGUUGAAAAAACAUGUGUAGUGGUUAUUGACGAGAGUCGGACAACCGACGACAUCUGUGCGAUCAAGUUUAUGAGAGAAGUUCAAAACCAGGUGGAAGUGUGUCAAUACCUAGUGACGAACAAAAUAGCGUACUUCGAGUAUGUAUCGCCGUCGAACCUUGAAUUGGUGGAGACGGACGAAGAAAAUAUCGGUGACGCUUCUGAAAAAAAUUAUUACUACGAUAACGAUGUUGAAAUCUAUAACGACGGCGAUGUAAAGACCUACGACGACAGCGAUGAACAGACCUUCGACGAUAGUAGGCAGAUCUGCGACGACGGUGAACAGACCUGCUACGACGGUGGACAGACCUACGACGAGUACGAAUCGACCUAUGACAACGGGAUGAUGGCAGCGUAUUCGGUAGAUGAUGAGCCGAGAAGCAGUGUUGGUGCGGAAAACGCUUCGGCGACGAUGCCGGACGGCGAUGAGGAAUCCGGUUACUCGAAAUUCUGUUUGGAAGUCAAUGAAGUGGUCGAGGGUACCAUGUGCCGCGUUACCGGACCAACUAGCCUCACGUUAAUGAUCACGAAGAUCGGCGGUGCCGACCUUAGCGUCGCCAAGGACCAGAUGUACAACAUAAUAUACGAUAAAUGUGGCACCCUGCCACCGCUCGACCACAUCGUACCAGGACAUGCUGUCACUGUUAUUCACAACGGGCUGUGGAAACGUGGUAUCAUUGGAGAUGGCGGAAACUCGGUAUUGUUGGUCGACUUCGGCGUAUCCAUCAAGUUGAUAAAAAAAAAUCUGAGACCGUGUAUCGCUGAUCUUUUCCAAUUCCCGAUGUUCACGAUCGACUGUCAACUGGAAAAUGUCAGACUGGGCGACGACGUCGAUGCCGAAGAAGUCGUUAAUAAAUUGUCGAAAACGUUGAGGGGUAUCAAUUUAAAGAUCGUCGGAAUCAGCGAUUCGGACAACGACAUCGUCGGCGUGGAGUUGUAUAAUAGCAAAGAAGAAAUUGCAUACCAACCGCUGAUUGACGCCAAAUUACUAACUCUCGCAUGAUGCGUUUUUAAUUUGUAGCUCGUCCGAUAUAAACGCACGUUUGUACAUAAUUAAGAUUUAGUUAAAAGACAAUUUUAUUGAUUUAUUGAAAUUAUAUAACCUACAGAGAAAUGUAGUAGCUAUAUAUUAUAAAAUAAUAUAAGUACUCGCGGUCGGUAUUGUAUGGUAAGGUCAACCAUAUACUAUAUUAAGAAGACCAUGCGUAAUUUUAAAUUUUGUGAUCUGCAAACAAAAGUCAGCUUAUUAUUACCUCUAUAAGUAUAUUUGUUUUUAUUAUAAUUUUUUUUUAUUUUGCUGUUGAUAAAAAUAUCACAUAUUUUUAUUUACUGCUGUUACUCGUGGUUCGUCGUUCGAUGGACAAUCAAACGAAUAUAAAUCGACAAAUAAUUCUUAUUAGGAUUUAAAAAAACAUUUUAUGUAUUUAUAUAUUGUUGAAAUUAAUUAAUGUUUUCUUCAGUUUUAUAAUUUUAAAUGUUUUUCGUUGUUGAAUAAUCGAAGAUUCGAUUAUUUCCAAAG